This is a messenger RNA of Sparassis crispa, 1653 nucleotides long. Its product is annotated as SET domain-containing protein. Lineage: Eukaryota; Fungi; Basidiomycota; Agaricomycetes; Polyporales; Sparassidaceae. The transcript has 5 exons. Bases 1 to 1653 code for a protein of 550 amino acids. The record is from RefSeq and is a predicted model, not a curated record. Gene Ontology annotation, molecular function: protein binding.
AUGAGGUCUGCCUGCGCUAGGGAACGUGUUGAUGUCAAUGGAGAGUCCGGUCUGCAAACCUUGUUCACGACGGAAUGGCCGGUGCGAGUACAUGCGCAUGAAAUUAUAUGGGAGGUAGAUAAUGCAAUCACCGCCGCAUUACAUUUGGGCAAACUCCCGCCAAUCCGGGACCGUGUUGGAAGCAUGCAGUCCACAUCAACUUCCCCGACUGGGCGAGGCCAGCUCGCGGCAUAUAGAAUGGUCGCGCUCCUCCACCAGUAUCCUACGAUCUCACAGAGCUCGUGUUCCAAGACAUUCGCCCCGACCAUGGAUGCCCAAGAAGCAAAAGAAAAGGGAAAUGCUGCAUUCCAACACGAGAACUACUUCGAGGCACUCGAGCACUACGCCGAAGCGAUGCAGUCAGAUCCGACCAACCAUAUAUACCCUCUGAAUAGAUCAAUGGCGAACCUGAAGCUCAAGAGGUGGUCUGAAGCAGAGGCUGACGCCACUGCUGCUUUGCAGCUGUCGCCAGUGACGGUUAAGGCAUACUUCAGGAGAAGCGUUGCACGCAGAGAACAGGCCAAAUUUGAAGGUGCGCGCCGAGAUAUCCAAGACUAUAUGGAUGCCGGUGGUGACUCGAAAUGCGCGGAUAAAGAACUUGUCAAGAUCUCCGCAGCCGAAUCAGCUAGAACAAAUGAAUCUACAGCGGGCCUUCAGAAUAUGGCAGAGCUUUCGCUUGCAUCCGUCGCUGAUCUCAAUGCGAAUCUUCCUGGUGGAUUCACAUUGAGGCCAGUCAAUGGAAAGGGACUGGGUGCCUUUGCAUCGCGGCCAUUCCGUCGAGGCGAUCUUGUUCUUACCGAUCCUCCUCUCUACAUCGUCGAGAACCCGGACAAUGGUGGAAGAAUCCACCAGGGCAAGGUGAUCACAGCAGUCAAGCGCCUCUCUGCAGCCGACAAGCAGGUGUUUCUCUCGCUCAUGAAUGUGUAUGCCGACACGGGUCGCUUUCCGAACCCGAUCCUUGGCAUCCACGAUACAAAUGCGUUCCAAGUGGGGGGAUACGACAGUGCGUUGUGCAUCGUCGCAUCCAGAUUCAACCAUUCAUGCUCUCCGAACGCACGAUACUCGUGGCAUGCGGCCAGUGGUCGGUUGCGGAUAUACGCCUUACGCGACAUAGCGGUUGGCGGGGAGCUUCUGGUCUCGUACAUCAGUUCGAGACGCGUGUACGGGAGCGUUUUCAGGGAACGACAACAACGGUUGUCGAUGUCGCACGGCUUCACCUGCUCCUGUGCCACUUGUACUCUUCCGAAGAAAGACAGGCUCUCCAGCGACCAACGACGAAAGGAGCUCACACGCAUUUGGGAGUCCAUUCCGUAUUACAACCCUGGACAAACGGCAGACCGCCUGCGUGCGAUCGUCCGCGCUGUGCGUUUGUUGGACGAAGAAGGCUACGCUGCUGACGCGGACGACUUCACGAUCGAUGCUGCGGGAAUAUGCGCGUGUCACUCGGACUGGGCCUCUGUAGAAUAUUGGGCAAUGAAGACGUAUGAGACACGAGUCGCUGAGUUUGGAGAGGACAGCGAUCGUGCAGCAGAAGUCCGGUCAUUGUCCUCUGACCUCAGACGGCAUCCCGAUGCUGGUACGCAACGAAAACAGACGUUUUUGGUGCGCCUGUGA